This is a messenger RNA of Planococcus citri (citrus mealybug), 1272 nucleotides long. Its product is annotated as peptidyl-prolyl cis-trans isomerase-like 3. Gene Ontology annotation, cellular component: catalytic step 2 spliceosome. The coding region runs from base 138 to 623 and encodes 161 amino acids. The transcript is spliced from 6 exons. Gene Ontology annotation, biological process: protein folding; protein peptidyl-prolyl isomerization. NCBI's taxonomy places the organism in Eukaryota, Metazoa, Arthropoda, Insecta, Hemiptera, Pseudococcidae. Gene Ontology annotation, molecular function: peptidyl-prolyl cis-trans isomerase activity. The record is from RefSeq and is a predicted model, not a curated record.
GUGAAAUAUGUUCAAAAUAGCUUUUUUGAAAAAAUUCUGAGAAGUUGUUUUUCAUGUUUCGUGUUAUCAGCGGCGUGAAACGCGAAUGGCGAUGGUAAACGUAAAUUUCGAAAAAAUUGCAUCUUAUUACAUCAAACAUGUCUGUAACCAUUCACACCGAUAUCGGCGACUUGAAGAUAGAGCUUUAUUGUGAAUUGUGCCCCAAAACUUGCGAAAACUUUCUAGCGUUAUGCGGCACGGAUUACUACAACGGUUGUAUCUUCCAUAGAAAUAUCAAAGGUUUCAUUGUACAAACAGGAGAUCCUACUAAUACUGGUAAAGGAGGUACCUCCAUAUGGGGUAAAAAAUUCGCUGACGAAUUUAAAGAAAACUUGAAGCAUAAUGAAAGAGGCGUUGUUUCGAUGGCUAAUAAUGGUCCAAACACGAAUGGAAGUCAGUUUUUCAUCACUUACGCCGCUCAUGCUAAUUUAGAUUUAAAGUACACUAUUUUUGGGAGAUUAAUUGAUGGACUUGAAGUUUUAGACGAACUGGAAAAAUUACCUGUCAGCCCUAAAACGUAUAAACCUCUAACGGAUAUCAGAAUUACUCAUGUUACCAUACACGCAAACCCUCUAGCCGCUUAAAUGACAAUCUUGCAGCAAAAAAUUCAAGCCAAAUAUUGAAAAUAAUGAACGAAUCUUCCCCUUCCUUCGUAUUGAAUGUGGACUUGAGGCAUGGAAACCAGACCAAGAAACAAAAGAAAAUUUCUUCCUCACAAACUGCCAACUUCACUUUUGAAGCUGGAACUACAGAAGACGGAGUAGUCAAUUUUUCGAUAUAUAAGUUGAAGGAAGAAACAUCCGUUACAUCAGAGCCUAUUUGGCAAUCCGUUCAACUUUUGGAGGCCUUUGAUGUAUGCAUGAAGGUGACUGGUAAUUAUUCAAAACCGCUCAUAUCAUACGUUGUGUGUUACACACCAUGGGCAAACAAAACAUCAGUUAAUACUCGCACUUUUACUGCGAAUAUGAAUAGCCCUUAAACUUUUCCCCCAAGUUUGCUCAUAGACCCAAGGAUAUUCCUUCACCUACAUGUAAAACAACUUUUUUUACCUUUACACAAAAAACAUGUAAAUUUACACCAAAUAUAUGUAAAUGUAAAGUUAUUCAACCUAUCAGAAAUUAAGAAUAUAUAUUUAAUAACAGUGAUAAAGCGAAGAUUGUGAAUGAAUUUAAGAACAUUUUGAGUGAUUUACACUAUGAAAUAAAAUUAAACCAAUUAAAAACCUCGUAAUGU